AUGUGCUCGCAUUUUCUCUUAGGCAGUCUUUUUUGGACAUCUUCAAUUGUUUCAAAUAGUAAUGCAGAUCAGCUGAGCCAACCAACUGGUCUGUACGUUGAUUCACAUGGAGCAGUUUACGUAGCCGAUGGUGCGAAAGAUGAUGUAUUGAAAUUUAAAGCAGGACGUAAAACUGGUGUUCUUGUUGCUGGUGAAACUGAUUAUUAUGGUGAUGAUGCAAAUCACCUGAACUAUCCUGCUGGCCUGUUCGUCGAUGAGAUUGACAAGAAUUAUCUCUAUAUUUGUGAUGGAAAUAAUAACAGAAUACAAAGAUGGUCAAGUGAUGGAUCAACAGCCACAACGGUAGCCGGCUCUUCAAGUGCAUAUCAUUCUUCUGCUUUGAAUUCUUUCUAUAAUCCAAGAUCAGUUAUCAUUGAUCCAACAGGAAAGCAGAUGUAUAUCUCCGAUGCAAGCAACAAUCGUAUUGUACGGUGGCCCUUGAAAAAUGGAAAACAAGGACAAGUUGUUCUACAACCGACCGGUGUCCAUGCACUGAAUUCUCCACAUGGAAUAAAGUUCGAUGCAGACAAUAAUCUAUACGUAGCUGACUCUGGUAACUAUCGAAUACUCAAGUUUUUAUUCAACAAAGCCUCAUGCCGAACCCAAAGUGGUUAG
Messenger RNA from Didymodactylos carnosus, 654 nucleotides. The record is from the annotation of a GenBank genome assembly. NCBI's taxonomy places the organism in Eukaryota, Metazoa, Rotifera, Eurotatoria, Philodinida, Philodinidae.